Molecule: messenger RNA, 1032 nt
Organism: Paraglomus occultum
Lineage: Eukaryota; Fungi; Glomeromycota; Glomeromycetes; Paraglomerales; Paraglomeraceae
Source: the annotation of a GenBank genome assembly
CUGGAUGUACCUGCGUUUGCAAACCGAGCGAGUUCACUAGUGUUACUGCAUACAGUAAGUAAGCCUUCGAAGCCUUCGUAUUCUGUUUUUACCUACUUAAAGAGGGUUCAACCAUCGACUAACGGCGAACUUAUGCUAGUGUUAUGUGACGUUAUAAAAGAAGCCAAGUUGCCUGACGGUGUCGUUAAUAUGGUGUUCGGAUCCGGUCCCGAGGUCGGAGAAGCCUUGGUAAAUCACCCGAAAGUGCCUUUGAUAUCUUUUACGGGAGGAACCGUGACAGGACAAAAGAUCAUAGCCAAUAGCGCCAAACACUUUAAGAAAUUAUCCUUGGAACUUGGUGGCAAGAAUGCAAACAUUGUAUUUGAUGAUUGCAAUUUCGACAAAGCUAUUGAAGGCAGUAUCCGGGCAGCUUUUAGUAAUCAGGGAGAGAUCUGCCUCUGUGGUUCACGAAUAUUUGUUCAUUCUUCGAUAUACUCGCAGUUUCUUGACGCGUUUGUUGAGAAAGCAAAAGCCCUAAUUGUCGGUGACCCAGCCGAUAGUAAAACGCAAGUUGGGGCAUUGAAUUCCGAGCAACAUAUGCAAAAGGUUUUGGGUUAUAUCGAACUAGCAAAGGAAGAAGGGGGAAACAUCGUUUGUGGGGGUAAGAGAAAAGUUUUCGAGGGGGAGUUAAAGGAUGGAUAUUUCGUGGAACCGACUGUCAUCACUGGGUUGCCUCCGACGUGUCGAGUAGCACAAGAAGAAAUAUUUGGACCCGUAGUAACCAUACACCAAUUUACAACGGCGGAUGAAGCCAUAUCAUUUGCCAAUGAUUCACAAUACGGUUUAAGCUGCUCAAUCUGGACAGAAAACAUCCGCCGAGCGCGUCAAGUUGCAGAGACAGUUCAAGUAGGAACCGUAUGGGUGAACUGCUGGAUGCUUCGUGAUCUGAGAAUGCCAUUUGGGGGAUCGAAAAAGAGUGGGCUUGGUCGCGAAGGCGCAGACUACAGUCUAGACUUCUAUACGGAAUCCAAGACCAUCUGUUUAGCUAAUUAG